AUGCCAAUAAAAAUGUGUUCAUCUUCAAGUACAUCAACAACGGAUCUACAACAAUGUCAAGUAAUAUGUUCUGAUUCUUAUUCUCAAACAUCACUGAACAAUAAUGACGACGAUGAUGAUGAUGACUAUGCAAAUUAUGAAGAAAUUUAUUGUCAAAAAUCUUUGAUAACUACACAUGAAAAUAAUAUCAAAAAAUCUGAUCAAACAACACUUUGUCGAAUCAAUCGUUAUUCAAUUGCUUGUUGGACAAAACCAGCUUAUUUAAUAACUAAUUAA
Adineta steineri is the source of this 276-nucleotide messenger RNA. The record is from the annotation of a GenBank genome assembly. Lineage: Eukaryota; Metazoa; Rotifera; Eurotatoria; Adinetida; Adinetidae.